UUGUUCGCUCCAAAUGCCACCGCUUCGCCUUCGCCUUCGAUUCGCCUUCUCCCCCCCGAAUCCAAACCCUCUCAAAUGCAGAUGCUGCUCCACGCCAAUUCCCUCCUCCUCCUCGCGCCGACGACCUCGCGGCUCUCCGCCUCCGCCUCGCCGGGGAGAUCGGGGACGGCCCGGCCGCUGCCUCCGCCGCAGGGGCACGCGCAUUCCGCCCGCGCCGCCGCUCGCGGGACACGGAGGCCGCCCGCCGUCGCCGCAGCCUCGCCGCGGACGCCGAUGGCGGUGGGGGAGGAGUGCGCCGCCGCCGUGGCUUCCCAGGGGUUCGUGACGGAUGCGAGGGCAUACUGGGUGACAAGGUCUCUGAUUGCCUGGAAUGUAAACGAUCAAGACACCUCCCUCUUCCUGUAUGCAAGCAGAGAUGCCACGAUGCACGUAUCUGAUGGGGCCAUUCAUGGUUAUGAUUCAAAAAUUGAACUCGAACCAGAACAUGCCAGCCUUCCAGACAAUGUGGCUGAGAAGUUCCCGUUUAUCAGAAGUUACAGAACCUUCAGAGUCCCUAGCUCUGUUGAUGUCGCGAGCCUUGUGAAAUGCCAACUAGCUGUCGCUUCUUAUGAUGCUCAUGGGAGGCAUCAAGAUGUUACUGGAUUGCAACUACCUGGUGUAUUGGAUGACAUGUUUGCUUAUACUGGACCACUUGGUGCAGUUUUCAGUGAUAAAGAUGUCGACCUCUACCUUUGGGCUCCUACAGCUCAGGAUGUUAGAGUAUGCUUCUAUGAUGGUCCAGCAGGACCUUUACUGCAAACUGUGCAACUCAAGGAGUUAAAUGGUGUUUGGAGUGUUACUGUACCAAGAUACCGGGAGAACCAGUACUAUUUGUAUGAAGUUAAGGUUUAUCAUCCUAGUACAUCACAAGUUGAGAAAUGUUUAGCUGAUGAUCCCUAUGCCAGAGGGCUUUCUGCAAAUGGCACACGGACUUGGUUGGUUGACAUUAAUAGUGAAACUUUAAAGCCAGCUUCCUGGGAUGAAUUGUCAGAUGAGAAGCCAAACCUUGAGUCCUUCUCUGACAUAAGCAUCUAUGAGUUGCAUAUUCGUGAUUUCAGUGCUCAUGAUAGCACAGUGGACUGUAACUCUCGUGGAGGAUUUCGUGCAUUUACAUUUCAGGAUUCAGCAGGAAUACGUCACCUGAGAAAAUUGUCUGCUGCUGGCUUGACUCAUGUUCAUUUGUUACCAAGCUUUCAUUUUGCUAGUGUUGAUGACAACAAAAGCAAUUGGAAAUUUGUUGAUGAGGCUCAGCUGGCAAAACUCCCUCCAGGUUCAGAUGAGCAACAAGCUGCAAUAGUAUCUAUUCAGCAAGAGGAUCCUUACAAUUGGGGGUAUGACCCUGUACUCUGGGGGGUUCCAAAAGGAAGCUAUGCAAGUAACCCAGAUGGUCCUAGUCGUAUUAUUGAAUACCGACAGAUGGUUCAGGCCCUGAAUCGCAUAGGUCUUCGUGUUGUCAUGGAUGUUGUAUACAAUCAUUUAGACUCAAGUGGCCCCUUUGGUGUCUCCUCAGUGCUUGACAAGAUUGUUCCUGGAUAUUACCUUAGGCGGAACGUUAAUGGUCAGAUCGAAAAUAGUGCGGCUAUGAACAAUACAGCAAGUGAGCAUUUCAUGGUUGAUAGGUUAAUCGUGGAUGACCUUUUAAAUUGGGCAAUAAAUUACAAAGUUGAUGGGUUCAGAUUUGAUCUUAUGGGGCAUAUCAUGAAAAGUACCAUGAUAAGAGCAAAAUCUGCUAUUCGAAGCCUUACGAGGGAUGUACAUGGAGUGGAUGGUUCAAAGAUAUACUUGUAUGGUGAAGGAUGGGACUUUGGUGAGGUUGCACAAAAUAAGCGUGGAAUAAAUGCAUCCCAGAUUAAUAUGAGUGGCACAGGAAUUGGUAGUUUCAACGAUAGGAUCCGCGAUUCUGUUAAUGGGGGUAAUCCAUUUGGUAAUCCUCUACAGCAAGGCUUUUCUACCGGUCUGUUCUUGGAGCCUAAUGGAUAUUAUCAGGGUAAUGAAGCAGAUACCAGGCGUGAACUUGCUACAUAUGCUGAUCACAUACAGAUCGGACUAGCUGGUAACCUGAAGGAUUAUGUACUAAGAACUCAUACUGGAGAAGCUAAGAAGGGAUCAGACAUUUACACUUUUGAUGGAUCACCAGUUGGCUAUACUUCAUCCCCUGUAGAAACUAUAAACUAUGUUUCUGCUCAUGAUAAUGAGACUCUGUUUGAUAUUGUCAGUAUAAAGACCCCAAUUGGCCUAUCGAUUGAUGAGAAAUGCAGGAUAAAUCAUUUGGCUUCUAGCAUGAUCGCAUUAUCCCAGGGAAUACCUUUCUUCCAUGCUGGUGAUGAGAUACUGAGAUCUAAGUCACUUGAUCGAGAUUCAUAUAACUCUGGUGAUUGGUUUAACAAGCUUGAUUUUACAUAUGAAACAAACAAUUGGGGUGUAGGACUUCCUCCAAGAGAUAAGAAUGAAGAAAAUUGGCAUUUGAUAAAACCAAGAUUGGAAAACCCAUCUUUCAGACCUUUGAAAAAUCACAUUCUUUCUGUCUUCGACAAUUUUGUUGACAUCUUGAAGAUCAGAUACUCCUCACCGCUCUUUCGUUUAAGUACAGCAAGUGACAUUGAGCAAAGGGUUCGCUUUCACAACACAGGUCCCUCGAUGGUACCAGGAGUUAUUGUCAUGAGCAUUAAAGAUGCUCAAAAUGAAAAAUGUAAAAUGGCUCAGUUAGAUAAAAACUUCUCUUAUGUCGUGACGAUCUUCAAUGUCUGUCCACACGAAGUGUCUAUUGAAAUCCAUGAUCUCGCUUCGUUGGGGCUUGAAUUGCAUCCUAUUCAGGUGAAUUCAUCGGAUGCUCUAGUCAGGCAGUCAGCAUACGAGGCGUCCAAAGGUCGAUUCACCGUGCCAAGAAGAACAACUGCAGUGUUCGUUCAACCUAGAUGUUGAUGCCUUUGGGAAAACGUUCAUAUUAUGUCGAAAAAUAUGAAUGAAGAUAAGAGAAUAAAAGUCCUCAAGUUGAAUAUUCCUGAAGAAAUAAAUGGAAGAAUAUGAAGAGACUGGGCUAGUAUACUAAUAGUAUAGUUUUAGAGAAAAAAAAUACAUACUUGUAGUAUCGAAUAAAGUGCCCAAGUUUCGACAUGCUUUGUCAUCUCCGUAAGGGUAUUGUAUUGUACUGUUGUGAUUAUCACAAACAAACAAAAAAGACAUACUUAUAGUUACAUGGAAAUAUGGCAUGCUAAGUAAAUAAAAAUGCUCCCUUUGUUUCAUAUAA
Messenger RNA from Oryza sativa Japonica Group (Japanese rice), 3286 nucleotides. RefSeq names its product pullulanase 1, chloroplastic. Lineage: Eukaryota; Viridiplantae; Streptophyta; Magnoliopsida; Poales; Poaceae. Gene Ontology annotation, molecular function: pullulanase activity. The record is from RefSeq and is a predicted model, not a curated record. Gene Ontology annotation, biological process: carbohydrate metabolic process.